AUGGCUCCGGCAGGUCCCAGUUAUAACCGAGACGAAAAAGUCCUCUGUUUCCACCAUGAAGUCCUUUACGAAGCCAAGAUUAUGGAUUUGAGACAUGUCGAUCCAGAUGACCGAAAGAGUCCUUAUGAAUAUCUAGUUCAUUACAAAGGCUGGAAAAACACCUGGGAUGAUUGGGUUCCCUUAGAGCGCCUCCGUAAGUUCACAGAGGAAAACCGGGAACUGGCGUCUCAGAUUCGGAGAGAAAUGACUGCUCAGAUGUGGGCAAAACCCAACCUCGCCAGCAAGACAGGCAAGAAGAGAGGUGGCUCAGACUCUGGACGGGGAAGCGAAGAAAGGCAAUCAUCUGUUCCUGCCAAGGGUACAAAGCGAGGUCGCGAUAAUGAAAUUGAAAAGGAGGAUCAAUUCCAUUUGCGGCCAUCGAUCCGCAUCAUGCUUCCCGAUAAUCUGAAAGCAUUGCUUGUCGAUGAUUGGGAAAAUGUGACUAAAAACCAGCAAGUUGUUGCAUUGCCAGCACCUCACUCUGUUAAUGCGAUUCUUCAGUCAUACUCUGAUGAGGAGACCCCAAAGCGCACAACGACAGCCGAGUUGGAUGUUCUCGAGGAAGUUAUCAUGGGGAUCAAAGAGUACUUUGACAAGUCAUUGGACAAGAUCCUGCUCUAUAAGUUUGAAAGGGAGCAAUACCGAUUGCUGCGUCAGAAAUGGGAAAGUGGUGCAGAAAAUUAUACCGACAAGGGUCCUCUUGAUAUCUAUGGAGCUCACCAUCUAGUUCGGUUAUUUGCUGUUCUUCCUGAACUUAUUGCGCAGACAAACAUGGACCAACAAUCUAUCAGCCGUCUGCGCGAAGAAUUAAGCAAGUUCACAAUCUGGCUGAGCCGCAACUCUGAAAAAUUCUUUGCAAACAAAUAUAUCAGUGCUAGUACAGAAUACUUGGAAAAGGCUACGGGCGUGCCUAUUCCAAACCCAGGCACCGCAACAUCACGACUUGUGUGA
Messenger RNA from Talaromyces atroroseus, 990 nucleotides. RefSeq names its product Chromatin modification-related protein eaf3. The coding region runs from base 1 to 990 and encodes 329 amino acids. Gene Ontology annotation, biological process: regulation of DNA-templated transcription; chromatin organization. The record is from RefSeq and is a predicted model, not a curated record. Lineage: Eukaryota; Fungi; Ascomycota; Eurotiomycetes; Eurotiales; Trichocomaceae. The transcript has 4 exons. Gene Ontology annotation, cellular component: NuA4 histone acetyltransferase complex; Rpd3S complex; nucleus.